CGUGACCCGGCACACGCGUCUCCGCUGGCCCCGCAGACGCGGGCCGCCCCGGCCUCAGGGCAGCUCCUUCCUCCUCGCUGCGGCAACGCCCCCAGCCUCACGUCACGCCCGCGCCAUUGUUUCUCCGCGGUCGGCUGUCUGGGACCCGUCUUGGCCUCGGAGCGCGGCCCUUCGCCGCCUCUUAGCCUGCCUCGCUGGGUCCUGUGCUGCCCCCGCUUUUCUUUCGGGGUGUUGGCCGUCCCCAUCCCUCCUCACGGAGACACCCCUUGACUCGGGUCUGCCUGUUUUUUUCUGGCCGCCGCCGGGAGUCCUCCGGUCCGCACCCGAGGCCAGCCUUUCCGGCCCUCAUCCCCGGACCUGCCGCCCGCCGCGCGUUCCCGGUGGACCCGAGAAGCUGGCGGACGCUCCGAAUUCAGCGUACAAUUAAAAUGACAACCUCCUGGAGUGAUCGGUUACAGAAUGCAGCAGAUCUGCCUGCUAACAUGGAUAAACAUGCCCUGAAAAAGUAUCGGCGAGAAGCCUAUCAUCGGGUGUUUGUGAACCGAAGUUUAGCCAUGGAGAAAAUAAAGUGUUUUGGUUUUGAUAUGGAUUAUACACUUGCUGUGUACAAGUCCCCAGAGUAUGAGUCCCUUGGUUUUGAGCUUACUGUGGAGAGAUUAGUUUCUAUUGGCUAUCCUCAGGAACUGCUCAGCUUUGCUUAUGAUUCUACAUUCCCUACCAGGGGACUUGUCUUUGAUACACUAUAUGGAAAUCUUUUGAAAGUUGAUGCCUAUGGAAAUCUCUUGGUCUGUGCACAUGGAUUUAACUUCAUAAGGGGUUCUCAGGUAGCUGCUCAGAAGAGACCAGAAACUAGAGAGCAGUAUCCAAAUAAAUUUAUCCAACGAGAUGACACUGAAAGAUUUUACAUUCUGAAUACAUUAUUCAACCUACCAGAGACCUACCUGUUGGCCUGCCUAGUAGAUUUUUUUACUAAUUGUCCCAGAUAUACCAGCUGUGAAACGGGAUUUAAAGAUGGGGACCUCUUCAUGUCUUACCGGAGUAUGUUCCAGGAUGUAAGGGAUGCUGUUGACUGGGUUCAUUACAAGGGCUCCCUUAAGGAAAAGACAGUUGAAAAUCUUGAGAAGUAUGUAGUCAAAGAUGGAAAAUUGCCUUUGCUUCUGAGCCGGAUGAAGGAAGUAGGGAAAGUAUUUCUUGCCACCAAUAGUGACUAUAAAUAUACAGAUAAAAUUAUGACUUACCUGUUUGAUUUCCCACAUGGCCCCAAGCUUCUGCUGUUCCUGCUUCAUCAGCCUGGGAGCUCCCAUCGACCAUGGCAGUCCUACUUUGACCUGAUCUUGGUGGAUGCACGGAAACCACUCUUUUUUGGAGAAGGCACAGUACUGCGUCAGGUGGAUACUAAAACUGGCAAGCUGAAAAUUGGUACCUACACAGGCCCCUUACAACAUGGUAUUGUCUACUCAGGAGGUUCAUCUGAUACAAUCUGUGAUCUGUUGGGAGCCAAGGGCAAGGACAUUUUGUAUAUUGGAGAUCACAUUUUUGGGGACAUUUUGAAAUCAAAGAAACGGCAAGGGUGGCGAACUUUCUUGGUGAUUCCUGAACUUGCACAGGAGCUUCAUGUCUGGACUGAUAAGAGUUGUGGAGAAAAGCUGGAACACAGAGGCAGCAUGCAGCAGGUGCUGGCUGUUGCACUUUUUGAAGAGCUUCAGAGCUUGGAUAUUUUCUUGGCUGAACUUUACAAGCACCUUGACAGCAGCAGCAAUGAGCGCCCAGACAUUAGCUCCAUCCAGAGACGUAUUAAGAAAGUAACUCAUGACAUGGACAUGUGCUAUGGGAUGAUGGGAAGCUUGUUUCGCAGUGGCUCCCGGCAGACCCUCUUUGCCAGUCAGGUGAUGCGUUAUGCUGAUCUCUAUGCCGCAUCUUUCAUCAACCUGCUGUAUUACCCAUUCAGCUACCUCUUCAGAGCUGCCCACGUCUUGAUGCCUCACGAAUCAACGGUGGAACACACACAUGUAGAUAUCAAUGAGAUGGAGUCUCCACUUGCCACCCGGAACCGUACUUCAGUGGAUUUCAAAGAUACUGAUUACAAGCGGCACCAGUUGACACGAUCGAUUAGUGAGAUUAAACCCCCCAACCUAUUCCCACUGGCCCCCCAGGAAAUUACACACUGCCAUGAUGAAGAUGAUGAUGAAGAGGAGGAAGAGGAAGAAUAAGAAAGAAAACAAAAACUCUGAACAACCAUUAAACAAGUUCUGGCAGGACUCAUAGGAGCAUACCAUGUCCCUGCUUGGGUCCUAGUGGGGGGGGGUGGGGGGGUACUCCAUGAAAAGGUUCUGAAGACCUUAAGAUAAUUGUUUUAGUUUUGUGUGUCUACAGUCUUUACAGAUGGUUUAAAAUUGUAAUGGAGUCUGUAUUGGAAAAAAGGAAGGGUAAAAACUGGGCUGAAUUGCAUGAAGAUGGCUCCAUUGUGGCUUGUGACACUGUUUCCUUGUCUUGUUUCAUCAUCAGUCUGUUAAGUGUCAGAGAGGAACAAGGAAGAUGAUGGAAAGAGGUGAUCUAAAACAGCUGUUAUGUUACAAAUUGUGCUCUUACUCCAAAAUCCAUCUUUUUCAGUGCAUUACAUAGUAUUGUAUACCAGUGGAGAAAUACAUUGUUUCCAGGAUCAAAUGUAGCCUUCUGUUAAGGUCAAGGUUCCUUGUGUUCUCUGCUUGCUGUAGGGCUGAUCUGGAAUGGACUGCAGCAAUUUCAUUUUGAGGCAAAAGUCUUCGUCUAUUUCUACAGUUCUAUGAUUGAUAAGUUUUUUUUGUUAUUUCAAAAAACAAUCUUCUCAUCUGGGACAAAUCUGUAGAAAGAAUUUAGCUCAAAGAGGACAAAGGAACAAGCCCCCCAAAAGAAAAGGAGGAACUUUCUUAUAUUACAGCAUAACUGAGUAAAAUUCACUGGUGUGGUCUAUAUCGUGUGGCUUGUGCUACCGACUUCCAGCUCUCUCUCCCCUCUGGAGCUGAGUUUCAAUGUCAAGCAGUAGAAGAUAGAACGUGGGCUCUGUAAGCCAAAACUCUACUAAAGCAGAGGGCACAAUCAGUGUGAAUGAAUUCACUUCAGAAUCCCAAACAUCACUUCUUGUUGUCUUGAACAAGAAUGGAUCAUUACUGUAUACACUAGGGAGGGGGUAUUAUAACUACCUCCCAGUACAGUGGUAUAGACUCUUACUUUAUCCUUCAUAUAUUUCUUUCAUUCUUACGUCGUUGGUCAACAUGGGAGGGUAGAUUAGUUGCUCUAGAACUCAAUAAAGUAUAAUAUUUCUAA
Molecule: messenger RNA, 3303 nt
Organism: Myotis myotis
Lineage: Eukaryota; Metazoa; Chordata; Mammalia; Chiroptera; Vespertilionidae
Gene: NT5C2
Product: 5'-nucleotidase, cytosolic II
Exons: 20
Coding region: 429-2210 (593 amino acids)
Biological process (GO): adenosine metabolic process; IMP metabolic process
Molecular function (GO): 5'-nucleotidase activity
Source: RefSeq, a predicted model, not a curated record